AUGGCAUAUGUGUAUUACUACUCGACCUACUACACUCCCGUCGAAUACUACUACCCCUGCUCUGCCCCGGCCUUCACAUACUACGAGCCCGCAGCCUACUCGGUUGCCCCCUCACAUCGUCCGCGGCGCAGCCACUCACGGCACAAGCGCCUCCCCGACCGCACCAGAGAGCCCGAGGAGGGACACUGCUUCCUGCUGUUCUUCAAGGAGAAGUACUGGGACGAGCUGAAGUGCCGCUUUGGCCCCAACUCCAACUAUGUGAUCAACACCCCCGACAGCGUGAUCCGCCAGUUCAUGCGCGACCACCCCCGCAUGGUCUCCUCGAGGCGAGAUCUCCAGCGAUACCGAACGGGGCCCUAUCUCACCCAUAUAGCUCCUGGAGGGCAUCAUUCGCCUUGGGAGUUGGCAUGA
This is a messenger RNA of Clonostachys rhizophaga, 411 nucleotides long. The record is from the annotation of a GenBank genome assembly. NCBI's taxonomy places the organism in Eukaryota, Fungi, Ascomycota, Sordariomycetes, Hypocreales, Bionectriaceae.